AUGCCGGCACCGAUAUCUAUGACCUCUCUCCGCAAUAUCCCACUUUCCUACGCUAGCUGCUCAAUCGGCUGCAAACCAUCCCACACACUCGCACAAAAGCUCGCUGCCAUCUCCUCCGCUGGAUAUGUGGCAAUCGAGCUAUCGUUUCCCGACAUCAAGCAAUAUGCCGAACAAAAGCUAAAUAAGCCCGUUCAGUCCGACAACUUUCCGGAGCUGACCGCGGCCGCUGAAGAUAUUGGGCGGUUAUGCAAACAAAUGAGCCUUGACAUUAUGAUGCUACAGCCAUUUGCGAAUUUUGAAGGAUGGCCCAAGGGGUCUGUGGAGAGAGAGAAUGCGUUUACGAGAGCGAGGGCGUGGAUGCAGAUGAUGGAGGCUUGUGGGACGGAUUUGCUACAGGUCGGGUCAACAGACGUCAUUGAAGACAGAAUCUCAACUAACCGCGAUGAUAUUGUGAGAGACCUUCGCGACUUGGCAGACAUGUUAGCCGCGCACAAUUUUCGAAUUGCGUACGAAAAUUGGUGCUGGUCAACACAUGCGCCGACGUGGAGAGCUGUGUGGGACAUUGUAAACGCGGUAGACCGACCUAAUAUUGGAUUAUGCCUCGACACGUUUCAAACUGCUGGAAGCGAGUGGGCAGAUCCUCGGUCAUCAGAUGGAUUCCUUCAAGGUGUUUCGAAAGCCGAGUUGGAAACGCAGUGGAAAGAAAGCAUGGACGCGCUAUCCAAGACAAUACCCGGAACGAAGAUCUAUCUACUACAAAUUUCUGAUGCGUACAAGCCCCCAACACCAUUUGAAGAUAAAGUCAAGGGUGGCUUGCGUCCUCGAGGUCAAUGGAGUCACGAUUUCCGGCCCAUGCCAUACGAUGGAGGAUAUCUGCCCAUUGAAGACGUGACUAGAGCCGUUUUAAAAACUGGGUUUCGGGGUUAUUUCUCAAUGGAGAUCUUUGACAAUGGACCGGAUGGCAAAGGCAAGGAUUAUGAACUCGGCGAGUUUGCGAAAAAGACAAUGGAGAGUAUGCAGAGGUUGCUCAAAAAUGUUGCUGAGACUAGUUAA
This is a messenger RNA of Talaromyces rugulosus, 1053 nucleotides long. RefSeq lists its product as uncharacterized. Lineage: Eukaryota; Fungi; Ascomycota; Eurotiomycetes; Eurotiales; Trichocomaceae. The record is from RefSeq and is a predicted model, not a curated record. The transcript has 2 exons. The coding region runs from base 1 to 1053 and encodes 350 amino acids.